Messenger RNA from Syngnathoides biaculeatus (alligator pipefish), 3706 nucleotides. RefSeq names its product male germ cell-associated kinase (gene mak). The coding region runs from base 1457 to 3031 and encodes 524 amino acids. Lineage: Eukaryota; Metazoa; Chordata; Actinopteri; Syngnathiformes; Syngnathidae. The record is from RefSeq and is a predicted model, not a curated record. The transcript has 11 exons. Gene Ontology annotation, cellular component: nucleus; cilium; cytoplasm. Gene Ontology annotation, biological process: protein phosphorylation; intracellular signal transduction; intraciliary transport. Gene Ontology annotation, molecular function: ATP binding; protein serine/threonine kinase activity.
UUCAAGAUUCCCUCUCAGUUUAUUGUUGAAUAAUUGGGGAAUGCUAAAUCAAUGGAAUAUGGACUUUCAGUGGGUAAAAUUCUUGAUAACUUAAUGGAAUCUUGUAGUUUAUGAAGUCACCAUCGCUGCUUGGAUUUACUGAACCCUUGCCUCUUUCUAGUAAACUGGUUGAUGGGUGACUUUUUGACAGUUUACCAGCAAUAACAUAAACAAUGCAACAGUACAAAUAGUUCAUUCAUAGUCCUGAUUUCACACAUCGAAUUUGCAUGUCCCUUUCCUGACUGUGGACUCAGUUUGUUUUAUGUCUUGUUUUCCUUCCUCUUUCUGUCUUUGGCCUUAUUAGAGAAAAUAAAAUGUUCUCAGAGAAUGAACUUAGGAACAUCAUGUUUCAAGUGUUAGCUGGCUUGGCUUUUGUACAUAAGCAUGGUAAGUAGCCUUACUCUGUCACCAUUUCCUGUGCUGAAAGUGGCAGUUGUUGAGUUUGAUUUGCUCAACAACUUGUCUUAGGCUCUUCUGUAUAUACAGUGGAACAUCCAAAGUUUAAUGUCCCAAAAGGGGUAAAAUUUUGAAUUUAACCAGUAGAUUCUGUAAAAAAAAAUGCCUGGCAUUCAAACCAUGGAAGACUUCUUCUCAGUAAGCAUUUAAAGGAUUAACCAAAGGACUAACUUCUUCAUAUUUGUUUUCUAAUGCCACCACAGAGGGAUGGUAAUGAUCAUAAAACGGAAAAGGGAUGGUAACCAGAGAACCAUAGACUACCAUUACGAGCAAUACAGACAAUUAAAAAUCAACAAUUCUCCAGGCAGAUGCUUUCUUUGGUGGCUGUUCGAACUGCCUUCAAAGUCUGCAAUUGAAAUUUCAGGAUCAUCAUAAGGAUAAUAUAAGCAGAAAUUUGGAACUUGUUGCAAAAAUUGUUAAUCCUCCUUUAUAGAUGGGGAAAUGGUAAAACUACAGCUAAAACUUUAUCGCCGUGAGAGUUGGUUUGGGUCUGUGACAUUCUGACGACAGUUUGAACCUACAAUGAAUGAGAUCAAGUAAAUUUUAUAAUGGGAAAAUUUGUUUAAAAUGUAAAACAACAUGGAAGUUAACCAAGUGUCACAUAUUAAAUUAUUUUUUACUUUAGAAGUUCCACUUUAGUAAUUAUGAAAAUGGUAUUGUAUUUUGUAAAAGCUUUGAAGCAAGAGAGAUGGACAAAAUAUACAGAAAUUUACAGUGACACUCAAAUAUUCAUCUUUUUAUAUUUGAUCAUCAGCAUCAACGUGUCACUGUUUGUCCAGGUCUCUUUUUUCAUGUAGUAUCUCCAUAACUUUCACAACCCCACAAUCUAAAAUAUUGAUUACAGGUUUCUUCCACCGAGACAUGAAGCCAGAAAACCUCUUGUGCAUGGGCCCAGAACUAGUUAAAAUAGCAGAUUUUGGACUGGCUCGGGAGAUCCGCUCCAAGCCUCCCUAUACUGAUUAUGUAUCAACAAGAUGGUGGAGACCCCAGGAACAACCCAAGACAUGGUGGAGAAACUACGUGUCUCGGCUGGCCUGGAAAUACAUUGGGAUCCCCCUGGAGGAGCUGGAUGAGGUACCGAGCGCCAGAGGUUCUGCUCAGGUCAUCUACUUACAGCUCUCCUAUUGACUUGUGGGCCAUGGGAUGCAUCAUGGCAGAGCUCUAUACACUGAGGCCUCUUUUCCCUGGGAAUAGUGAAGUGGAUGAAAUUUUUAAGAUCUGCCAAGUCCUAGGCACUGUCAAGAAGCUGGAUUGGCCAGAGGGCUACCAACUGGCUUCAGCCAUGAACUUUCGAUUUCCUCAAUGUGUGCCGACCCCACUGAAGACGCUUAUUCCCAAUGCUAGCAGAGAGGCGAUUACUCUGAUGAAGGACCUGCUGCAGUGGGAUCCCAAAAAAAGACCCACUGCUGUACAGGCCCUGCGUUACCCAUACUUCCAGGUUGGGCAGGUUUUGGGUCCUCAUCCUCAUGGCCAAGAAUCCAAGAAAGCGCAGGCCCGACAUACAAUACAGAAGCAGGUCACAGAUUCUAAUGUGGACCCCAAACAGUCCUCUUCUGAACCCAACGCCUCAAACCCAUCUUCUCAAACCAUCCAUCAGCAUCAACCUCUGCAGCCAAUUAUUCUGCCUCAAGCUGGAAGUAAACCAGGUGGCAUCGACAAAGUCAAAGAAGCAUCAGUGGGCAGUGAAAACCAAAUUCGUCUAGGGGGACCAGGCAUGGUGAAGAAUGGAAGACGCCGCUGGGGCCAGACAGCAGCAAAGACCUCAGACAGCUGGGAGGAUUCUGAUCAGUCAGACAAGUCAGACACAGCUGUUUCUCACUUGAAGAAACCUAGUUUGAGGAACUUAAAUGAGGAGAGGAACCCAAAGAAACUUUGGCCACAGGCCAGGGAGCCAAAACCUCUGUAUUCCUUCAGUACUAUUACAAAACUACCUAACAAUGUUAAAGUUGGUCCAGUGGACCCCAAUCUCUCAGGAUCUGCAGCACGCCAACAUUAUCUCAGCCAGUCGAGAUACCUGCCUGGUUUGAUUGGAAAGACUGAGGCAACAUCAGGAGAAAAACUGUUGAGUGGUUUGACGUUACGGGAUUUGUGGGAGAACUCGAACGCUGUAAACAACCCACUUGUUUCCACUGGAGCGGCAUUAUCUGUCAACAGAGCCAAACCACGGAAUUUUGUGAGCACCAAGUACAAUCUGUCCAAGCGCUACGUCCCUUCAUUACAAAAGAAAGAAGUGGGCUCCAUGGGACAGAGGAUCCAGCUUGCUCCUUUAGCCAGCCACCACACAACCAAUCCUUCUUCUUCUCCUGAAAUAAAAAAACACCAAAUAAAAUGUUCAAAGCUCAAGUGCACCUCAUCUUUGAAUGAAACUAACGAAGAUUACGAGGGAUGGAAGAGGACAGACAGAACUCAGAUGGUGAAAGGGAACAGCUACUCGGUUCUGGGGAAGACUUCUGGGAAUCUCAUCACCAGAUCUCCUGCCCUGCAGUCGGUCCAUGGCAGGGUGGACUGGAUUUCAAAGUAUGGUGGAAAUCCGUAGUUGGGUGCAGGAGGUGCUUUGUCUUUGCAAAAUCCAUUUUGAAUUGGGGCAAAAUAAGGUUCAAGUACACUUAGCGGCUGUGAUUGGCUGGCAACCAGUUCAGGGUGUACCCCACCUCCUGCCCGAUGACAGAUGGGAUUGGCUCCAGCACUCCCGCAACCCUCGUGAGGAUAAGCAGCUCAGAAAAUGAAUGGAUACACUUAGUGGACAACCCCAAUCUAACCUCUAUGAAGACUGAACAUUAUCUUUGUGUAGGCAGAUAGAUAUGCUAGUGUAUGUUGUAAAUUAUUGUCAAUCCUCAAUAGAUGUGGAACAUAGUGACAGUGAUGCUUCUGGGGGGUGCUCCAAAAUGGACCCCAAUCCGCUAUUGAUGAUAAUAAACUGACUUAAAACGUGAUGAACAACCCCCCAAACCCUUCUCCAUGUUGACAGAGGAAGUCUGCCCCCCGUGAAAAUACCCGUGGACCGAGUGAAGUCACCCCACUAAAAACAGGCUAUAACCUCCACUGCGUAAUGAACCAAAAAUACUUUUACAGGAGGUUACUGUUGCAAAAACAGUUUUACAACCUGUAGGACUUACAUGUAGCACCCAUUCGAUUGAUAUGCCAGCUUUAUUUAGCAAGAUUUUUUGUUUUUUUACUGCAUUGACAUUGCCUGUUUUCUUUAUUGCACCAG